AUGGGAAACAAAGCCACCCUUUUGAUCUUUCUCCUUGUUCUUUGUCAUGGAGUGGCUGUAACAAUGGGGUUGUGGAGGACGGAGGUGGAAGAGAGAGAAGAGGAUCCUCCAAGGCCAAACAAAUUGUUCUUGAUGCAAAACUCCAAGGUUGUGGCCAAGACUGAUGCAGGGGAGAUGCGAGUUCUAGAAAGCUAUGGUGGUAGGAUCAUGGAGAGGCGCUUGCACAUUGGCUUCAUCACUAUGGAAUCAAGGUCUCUCUUUAUUCCUCAGUACCUCGACUCCACUUUGAUCAUUUUCGUGCGUCGAGGGGAAGCAAAGGUGGGAUUCAUGUAUAAAGAUGAACUGGAGGAAAGGAAAUUGAAGAUGGGGGAUGUGUACCAAAUUCCAGUUGGUUCUACAUUCUAUUUGGAGAAUAUUAUGGAGGGUCAGACACUUCACAUUAUCUGCAGCAUUGACCCUUCUGAGAGCUUGGGACUAGGUGCUUUCAAGUCCUUCUAUAUUGGAGGAGGAGCUAAUCCAGCCUCUGUGCUUUUUGGAUUCGAGCCUGAAAUCCUUGAAAGUGCUUUUAACGUAUCAGGAGCAGAGUUGAGGAAAUUCUUCACCGAGCAACAUGAGGGUCCAAUUGUGCAUGUGGGUGAUUCACACGUCACAAGCAUAUGGACCAAAUUCCUUCAACUGAAGAAGGAAGACAAAGUCCAGCACCUGAAGAAAAUGGUGCAAGACCAAGAAGAACAAGAUGAUGAUGAUGAUGAUGAUGAUGAUGAUGAAGAAGAAGAGCAGCAAUUGCAAAAAAGUUGGUCAUGGAGGAAGCUCUUGGAAUCUGUAUUUGGGAAUGAGAACAAGAAGGACACAAGGGACAACAAGGGUAGCCAUCAUAAAUCUCCUCACUCUUACAACCUUUAUGACAGAAAACCAGAUUUCAAAAACAGUUACGGUUGGAGCGUUGCUCUUGAUGGCUCCGAUUAUUCUCCACUCAAAAGUUCUGGCGUUGGCAUUUACCAUGUCAAUCUCACAGCGGGAUCGAUGAUGACACCCCAUGUGAAUCCAAGGGCAACAGAGUAUGGCAUAGUGUUAAGAGGGUCUGGGAGAAUCCAAAUUGUGUUUCCAAAUGGAAGCAAUGCAAUGAACACUCAAAUCAAAGAAGGUGACGUGUUCUUUGUACCAAGAUACUUCGCUUUCUGUCAAAUAGCAUCAAGGAGUGAACCGUUAGAGUUCUUUGGGUUCACCACCUCUGCUAGGAGGAACAAGCCACAGUUUCUUGUGGGUGCUACCUCACUUUUGAGGACCAUGAUGGGGCCUGAGCUUGCGGCAGCAUUUGGGGUGACCCAGGACACGAUGCGCCACGUGAUUAAUGCACAACACGAGUCUGUGAUCCUACCCGCUCCACGGGCUGCACAUGAAGAACAGAAUAAUAAGAACAAGGUGGAGACGCUUCCAAAGUUUAUAAUGAAUGGCUUGAUUUUAGGCCUUUGA
Messenger RNA from Gastrolobium bilobum, 1473 nucleotides. Its product is annotated as vicilin-like seed storage protein At2g28490. The transcript has 5 exons. Lineage: Eukaryota; Viridiplantae; Streptophyta; Magnoliopsida; Fabales; Fabaceae. The record is from RefSeq and is a predicted model, not a curated record. Bases 1 to 1473 code for a protein of 490 amino acids.